This is a messenger RNA of Marchantia polymorpha subsp. ruderalis, 1926 nucleotides long. NCBI's taxonomy places the organism in Eukaryota, Viridiplantae, Streptophyta, Marchantiopsida, Marchantiales, Marchantiaceae. The record is from the annotation of a GenBank genome assembly.
ACGUGAAGAUCAGAAAAGUACAUCAUUACAUACCAUAGAACGAACUCGUACAUAUGGAUUAUGAUAGGAUUAGGAUUGAUUUUUGAGCUUUCCAAACCACGAAGGGCCAACGCACUGAUAUCCUUGACAGAACUCUUAACAGAUUGUUGUUCAUAUGGAUGUGAUGAGAUGGAGACUGGAAUUGUCACGGACUUUGCCAAGGCCGUUGUCAAACUUCAUCGACAAGAAAAUAAUAGUCUGUAACACGAGUAUAGAAUGUCUAAUUGAUCUGAUCCAGAGCUUGUAGAAAGAGAGCUCACAGGUGUCAGAGUUGUUUGUUACGCAUUUUUUUUACUCUUACGUACCCCAUAAAAUUGCAUGCUCUCAAGGGAGGUCGACGUCGAGUUCUGCUCAGGCAUGCUCAUGGCCGCCCUCGUUUAUGUCUUCAUUCAACACAUGCUUGCUUUUUCUCGAAAUAACCGCAAAGCUCUGUCUGGCAGCUAAACCGCGUACUUUUCUAGCAGGGAUGGACUUGUUCGUCCGAAGGUCCUCUCCCUAUAUAAACGCACUCAUGCAUCACUACCAAUAUCAGCAAGAAAAUCCAAGAAACUGGGGAGGAGUUUCGAGGUUCAAGAGAUCCUACGUGCGACGUGCUCGCAGAUAAUCUGGUUCAAGGUCAGCGCUCUACAGUCAUGGAUACCAUGAAGUUGAUCUUCCUUCCGUUGCUGUUGCUUCUGAGUAUUUCAAAAGUGAAUGCAUCGUACUGCAAGUAUGUCAUAAGCUACUAUGAGUUCAUACCAGCCGGCGACACAGAAGUGUUCAAGCCCAUGACAACUGAUGCGAUUCCGAACAAAGGAAUUGCCUACGUCAAGAACAAUCUCUUAUACUCUUCAAGGAACAAAAAUCAAGUUUACGGGCACAUUGGUGGGUUGUACUUCUACCAUACAGAGGACGUGAUCGAGGAUGUGGUGACAAUCAACUUCUCUGAUGACUUGAUCCGACCGUGGGGAGGCAGCUCGAUCAGCCUGCGAGGCGCGUGGUUCAUGACUCCAGACGGUCAAGCUGAUCUUGAUGAUGAGGAGCUGGCCAUCGUGGGUGGACAGGGCCAAUUCAGAGGUGCCACGGGUUUUGUCAAGUACGAGAAAGUGCAGAAGACUCCGCAAACCGUGUUCUUUGUCACUUGCCACAUCUUUGUUCCUGACUUCAUCUACGGCAACCACGCAGUUGAGAUCAACAUCAACGAUCUGCUCGAAGCUGAUGCCAAAUCAGAAGACUCUCACGGUCAUGCUGAGCUGAUCGAAGAGAGCAGGGCGACCGCCUGAAGGUCUCAUGGCUGCUGGAAGUGAAUCGGACUUGUUUGCAGUUUCGCAACGAUCCUCUCGCGGUGGUGUGAUGCUGAUACGACAAGCAUGGUCUUUUUUUCCCAGACGAAGUUUGUGAGCUUCAUCAGUCGGUACCUUUUCAGUAGUAUUAUAUUCUGUGUAGUCGAACAAGCAUGUGUAAUUUCGGAAGUUUGUAUAGAUAUCAUUUUAGGAUUGCAUUUCCUGUUAGGCUCAUAUGAAGUCAUCUUCGAAGUUUGUAUAGAUAUCAUUUUAGGAUUGCAUUUCCUGUUAGACUCAUAUGAAGUCAUCUUCUUCUCCAUAUUUUCGGCUCGAUGCCUCAACGCGAGGAACAGAGGUACACGAUUUACAUGUACUUUCGAGUCCAGAGCCACCGAUUUGUGGCUCAUUGUGUACUUAUGUCCCACCUUCUACUACAACGAGAUGAAUCUAGCAUAUGAGAGAAUAAAGCUUCUUUCAAAUCUCUGCAUACUCUGACCGUCUGUUCUUAGAAGAAGAUACAUGAAAAAUAUCUUGAAAAGAAUAUAUUCUGAUUGAAUCAAUUCUCUACAGACAAGAAACCAAACACUUUGUACCGAGAUUCUCAGAGAUGGACUGAAGGCUGCGU